GGACCGUGGACACCUCCGGACGCAUCGGUCAUGUUCUGUGAUUCGUGUGUAGACAGCUGUGCUGAGAUGCAGUGGCUCCCCCUGAAGGUACCUGGCCUCAUCUGAACUCCUACCUAUGUUUAUCUACUGCUGACUGGCACCAAAUGCAACAUUGACUCCACACCUCAAGCAGAACACAUGGCUGAUGCUGCAAGGUGAGGACGUGGCUGGGAGUGUGACCUGUAACGUCCCCAGGAUUACAUCACAUGGAGGUCAAAGGACAACUGAUCACAUCCAUGGGACUGGGGGCUCCAGAUGUUCAAGGCUGCCAGGACAGCAAGCUGCAGGCUGAGAGAAUCGCAGCUCUGCAGGAGAGGAAGCAGGCCCUGGAGGCUCUGCUCAGCAGCAGAGUGGUAGAGCUCAAACAAGUCUGUUUGCAGGAAGCAGAGUUGACGGGGAAGCUGCCACGUGUUUUCCCCUUGGAGACAGGAGAGAAACCCCCAUUGGUGCAGCGCAGAACUGGCCUGGUGCCCGACUCCAAGGCAGAGGAUGAGGCGGCCCAGAGGAAGCAGAUGAAAACCAUCUUCACCGGUGCUUUGUACCGGCACUCAGAGUCUGACAGAAAUGUCCCAAACAGCAAGAGGACGGUUCACAGGGGGUGUCACACAGAGGACACUGUCAUGUCAGAGAGUACGAGCUCCAUGUCUGACUCAACAUCCCAUGAUAACGAGUCGUCUCCGAGCGUCGCUGCUGACCAACGCUCUCUGUCGCAGCCUCGCCUCACUGUGGGCAGCCCUGACCACAGAAUCAGCAGGAAACUGUCACCAGUGGAGAUCUACUACGAGAUGAGGACGCGCCGCAAUUCAGUCACAAGCUCUGUCAGCCCAACGCACUCAUUACCAAGAAGUGCAUCGAAUGUUGAAGGCCGAAGUGUUCCAGCGACUCCUCUUUUGGCUCGAACGGCUCCCAUCAGCGUGCACGUCAGGUCGGAUGUUUCAGGGGGUAACGGGUUGAAGCAGUGGUCCGGUAGUCUGGACGUUCCCUACAUGAUCCCGUUGGCUCAGGAGGGCUCGUCGUCCGACCACCGCGGCUGCCCUUACAGCUCCCGUGCCCGUCGCAGUAACAGCUCAGAGGCCCUGCUGGACAGAUCGAGCCUCCCUGAUGAUCCAGCGCCCAGGAACGGGAUGCCCCCCAGAGGAGGACCUUACAAGAGCUCCGAGACACUGACUGACGGGAAGCUGCGCCACAUUCAUUUGGGGAGUCCUGAGAGACACGUGGACAGCUCUGUGGACCAGGCCAAACUGCGCCUCUCCAUGGGGGGCAAAGGGGCAGGGCCAGGCUACAACGAGCUGCUCAUGGACUACAUCUGGGGGAAGCAGCAGAAGAUGCAAGUGCAACACCACCUGUACCAAUCCACGGGCCGGAUCUGGCAGGACAUGUCCUCUCCCCGCUCGUCCACAGCGGCGGUGCCUCCCCACACCAACGGCUUCUCCCAUUCCCAGGUGCACCUCCCCAGCGCUGCACCACCUUACAGCCCCAUGGUCCUACGGGGGUCCCAGGCUGAACUGCGCAGGGUCAAAGUAACCAGAACCAAAUCCUGUGGCCCCUUUAUUCCUUUACAACAACACGGCCAUGACGCUAUUCUCCUGUCGGCCUACGAGUCUCCUCUUCCUGCUUCGGGCACCACCACGUCCUCCAUCCCCAACCUGCACCCCUACCAGACCGAGCUGUCUGGUCCCGCCUUCGGUCGCAGACCCCCACAGUUCUCCCUCCCCACCCCGGAGGACUCAACACGCAGCCUGCAUAAAGCCCUGGCUCUGGAGGGGCUGAGGGACUGGUACCUUAGGAACGCCCUGGGGUACCCUCCUGCUGCCUCCAAAGGCCACGAAGCAGGGGUCUCUCGCCUGUCGCACCCCCACCCUCUGAUGCACCAGGCCCAGUCUGUUCAAGGUGAACCAGCCAACCUGCACCGGCCUCAGAUCCCUCAGUCCGCCAGCUUCCACGGUCACCCGCUGCAUGGAAGGUCGAUGGAGUUCUCUCUGUAUCAGGAGAAUCCACAGACGCAGGAGACGACCCCAAAGGAACCCAGUGCGGACCCGGGUACCCUGGUCUGAAGCAGCGACGCACACACACACACACACACACACACACACACACACACACACACACACACACACACAC
Sphaeramia orbicularis (orbiculate cardinalfish) is the source of this 2160-nucleotide messenger RNA. RefSeq names its product coiled-coil domain containing 120b (gene ccdc120b). The transcript has 11 exons. The record is from RefSeq and is a predicted model, not a curated record. NCBI's taxonomy places the organism in Eukaryota, Metazoa, Chordata, Actinopteri, Kurtiformes, Apogonidae. The coding region runs from base 246 to 2093 and encodes 615 amino acids.